UCGAUCAUCUACUGAUCCGGCGAAAUUUAAAUAAACGGCAGUUGACCGGGCUUUUAUUUUCUUCGUGGUUCUUUUUAUUGUGCAUCUGCAUUUGUGCCAAAAUGCCCGCUAGUGCCCUAUAAGAAAACAUCGAGAAUUUAGUUCGUGACAACUAUGUUGUUGCUGUGAAGGGUUAUUGUGCUGCGCAAAGUGCUUACAGACGGGACGAUGUCAGUUUUACAUCAUACAGGUCGGUCGUCUGCACGGCGAAGCUCCCUUCCUCGUUAUGACCUCCGGCGACGCGUUCUUGUCUCAAAUCUCAAUCGUCAUAUUCCUUCGCAAAAGGCGAAACUUACUCAUUUGACUGCAUUGCCAUCGAAACCUGACACUGCUGCGCCCCUAGACUUGAUUAGGGAUUUGCCAAAUGCUGCUUCUUCUCUGGGCAAACGCGUUAAAAUGAAUUGCGUCUCAUCUCAUCCAUCGAACUUGAUAACACCUGAAAAAAAACAGGAGAGCAGAUUUCGCAUUGAUCCUACUAUUCUUCGAAAUCCGAUCGUCCAUACUCCGCUCAAAGCUUCUCCACCAAAACGACGAAGAAACGAUAACCAUGGCUUGCUUAGGGACACGAUGUCGAUCCAUCUGCUAAAGGAAGACUACAUCCCACCCGCAAAAAAAGACCGUAUAGAUGUUCCUGUUAAAGACGUCAUACUAGCACAUACUACUUCUACGGGAGUGCGUCCUCUAAAGGAUGAAAUUACCGACAAACUGUGUGUUCCAACUAAACCAGUUCCUUUGCCACGAAAAUCGAAAAUGGGAAGUACCUCAGGUUCGAAAGAAAGCAGUAGACACGAGUUAGCCAUAAACUCGCACGCUUCAACCGAUUCUGACUCAUUGUAUGCCCGAAUCGAAAACUGUACCACAGGCAGUAAGCAGGAUCUGGUAAAAUAUGGCCAAACUGGCUUGUUGUCUCCGAAUUUUCCUGGACGUUCUUCUGCUCUACGCCUCGCUGUUGACCAGCAAGCAACUUCAGUCUUGAGAGACUGCGCCGAUGCCAAAAAACGAGAAAAUUCUCGUGUCGAUGAGAAUCGGGCGAAACUACGGCAGAGACUGCCGUCGAAUUCAGCUGGCCAAUGUCGAGCACGAAAAAGUCUGCUCUUCUCUGAUGGCAUCGACAGCUCAAAAGCGCCUUCUGGUCUCACUUUAAAGAAUAUUUACGCUGCUGAAAUUCAGUCAGAGUCUCCUUUGAGGGACACCUUGAGUCGCGUACCCUCGCCGCCGGAUGAUCGCUGCCUGCGAUCCCAGCCACGGGUGCUUAACCAGAGCGGAAUAUAUUCGAAUAAUACGUUUGUUGUUGGAUCGAACAAGUUGAAAAAAGACGAGGUGGACAGAUCUUACGGAUUUGCGUGCCGAAUGCGACCCUCACUGCGCGCCUUGGGUGAACCUAACGCAUCGCAGAUUCUACUACCCAGUAAAAGUGCCAAACACGAAAUGCAAAUGGACACACUCCCUAAGGGAGGCAACACUGAUCAGGCGCCACCGCUUCCACCUCCGCGACCUGUAAAACCGCCGCGAACUAUGGCAUCUCCGAAAAAUACUCAGCUUAAUCUAAUAAAAGAUAGCCAAGUCGGACCAACGCCCACAACCCCCAAUAGAGAAGUGGCUAUUCAGACAUCAUUUUUAGUCCACGGGGCAGAUAACUGUCCUCAGGCAUUAAAUCUUUCGGCAAAAAAGCGGCGACGUUCAAUGGAGAUUAUUGCUGAAGUUAGUGCCAAAGUGAAGCGUAAGGGCAGCAUGCUCCGGGAUAAGAUACGGAGAUCGCUCGAGCUUACCCCGGGAAAGACUGCUUCCCAGGAGCUCUGCACUUAAAAGAAGAUUUUGAAAAGAUUGUUCCUAUUAACGUAGAUCUAUAUAUAUUUAUAUAGGUGCAAGGGCAUCUUUAUUAAAUUCUCAGGUCUUUUGCCUGUGUGGUUAAUUAACUACGUCGAUUGCUUUGGAUUGAUCACGAGUUAUGCAGGUGAGCACUUGUAAAUUCUGCAACAAAGAGUUCAUUCCGUUUUCAAAAGAAUGAUCUAGGUGUAAUGUCGCAUCGGCUCAUAUUCGUCUAUAAAGUAUAUUCGUCAUUUUAUUUGGCAAAUUAAAAUUCUGAACUUUCAGUGUGUUCCACUACUUGAACGGAUUCUUGUUCGAGGGAGGGAAUCGAACAGACCCCACGGACACAAUAAAAUCAAGAUAUGAAAUAGGCGUUGGGCGGAACAAGUACAAUUAAGUAUAUGACAUGGUAUUGUCGAGUAAUGGUACGUUCGAAGAAAGAUCGCUCCUGUAGGGAUUAGAGGCUUAUGAAAGCCCUUAGACCACUACUCAUAUUGUAUGAAUCGCUCGUUGCAUACAUGUGGUCUCUCCAAGUCUAAACGUCUGCAGGUAGACUAAUUAGGGUUUCUCGGAAAAAGGUUGGCCCUAAAUGGGUUAUUUUUUUCUCUUCGUAGACACCUCCAUGAUGAGUCUGUGUAAUAAUUGCAAUUUAUGAUUUUAUUUACUUUAAUCACUUUGACACACGUAACCUUCUUUUUAAGUUAAAAAUAGUUUGCCCUUGCUAAUCUUAAUUCUUGUAAUUAGCUCAAUUUAUAGCGAUGCAACAAUAUAGUACGCUAUACAAAGUACUUUCCCAAUUUAAUUGUUUAGAAAAUCAAUAUCCAACCGCAUAUUUGAAUUAGACGUUUGCGUAUAAUGCAGCUUUAGCUUUCCUAUUUUCCUACCUUUCCUCAGUAGUUAGCGGAACUGCAUUCUGACAUUUUUUUUACGGGUGUUUGAACAUGGUGACAUGCUUACAAUGCCGAUGUUUUUUGAUAUAAUUUUUCUGAUUGGGGCUGAACGUACUACAAUGUUAAACAGACUAUAAAACUCCAAUAAUAUAUAUAAAACGCUGUCUGAUUUCAUAAGCUAAAUACGCACAUUAACUGAAAGGCAUCUGCUUCUACAAGAGAUAGUGGUUACAAUUUGUAAUGCAACGAUAUGAUGAUGGAACUUUAUUUCGUUUUAUAGAAAGAAAAAAUCAUUUGAAUAAGUUUG
This is a messenger RNA of Varroa destructor (honeybee mite), 3045 nucleotides long. RefSeq lists its product as uncharacterized. Lineage: Eukaryota; Metazoa; Arthropoda; Arachnida; Mesostigmata; Varroidae. The record is from RefSeq and is a predicted model, not a curated record.